Dunckerocampus dactyliophorus (ringed pipefish) is the source of this 3081-nucleotide messenger RNA. It is a transcript of the gene lrrc15, whose product is annotated as leucine rich repeat containing 15. The transcript is spliced from 2 exons. Gene Ontology annotation, molecular function: protein binding. The record is from RefSeq and is a predicted model, not a curated record. The coding region runs from base 312 to 1985 and encodes 557 amino acids. Lineage: Eukaryota; Metazoa; Chordata; Actinopteri; Syngnathiformes; Syngnathidae. Gene Ontology annotation, cellular component: extracellular matrix.
CUAACCCGCCCCACCCCCACUUUUACAAAAAUGUGAGACAGAAGCCGAGAAGACUGUUGGGAAACUGCGAUGAUGACGAGCAUCACGAGCUCCACAUUUCAUGAGUGGACAAAGUAAAAAUAACAAAAGAAAAGAUCUCAACAACAAAGGGAUUUGUGUGACGAUGAAGACUGGGGGGGGAAAUGUGGGAGUGAUGGAAAUGUUCAUGGGAGGAUUUGUGCAGCAGCAGAGCGAGGGAGGACGUGAUAAAUGAUAACCCAACUCCCCCCGUGUGAGUUCACUCCAUCGCCUGCCACCAUCCAAGGGAAAUAAUGGAGCUUCCAUUCAUCUUCCCUGUGCUCCUGCUUCUAUGCUCCCUCAGCGUUGCUGUUUGGACAUGCCCUGAUGGAUGCCAAUGUAAAGAAGACCAAUUCUUGUGCAGCAGAAUCUCAAGUGUUCCUCCAAUGCCAACAUCCACCAAGGGCCUCUUCCUGUUCAAUUGCAGCAUCUCCUCUCUGAAACCAGAGGACUUCACUCCUCUUUCUCAUGCCUUAACCAUCAGUAUUAAAGAUUGUGUUUUGGGGGAGAUUCACCCUGGCACGUUUGAUUCCACUUUGAACCUCAAGGUCUUAACGGUUAUUGGAACGGAACUGCAAGAUCUGCCAGAGGACUUGUUCCAGAAUCUUCAGCAGCUUGACACUCUGAAUGUGAAAAGCAACAAGCUCCUUGUACUCCAUCCAAAAUGGUUCUCCCCAAUCAAAAGCCUGAUUGUCCUUGAUCUCAGUAAGAACCAGUUGACCUCAAUACCCGUGGAAACUUUUCACCCUCUGACUGAGCUAAAGUACCUGAUGCUAGCAGGCAAUACUAUCAGUCGGUUACUAGGUGGGACGUUCAAAGGCCUUUCUAAGCUCAAGUACCUUCGGCUAAACAGGAAUUUACUACAGCAAGUUCCGAGUGGAAUUUUCGACGACCUCAAAAACCUGGAGGGACUAUCCCUAAAUGACAAUCGCAUCACUCAUCUCCAACAUGACCUGUUCUCAAAGAUGCCCAACCUCCAAAAGCUGUUCCUUUCCAACAACCAACUGAGAACUCUUCCACAAGGGCUCCUCCUACACCUGCCCCUCUUAGCUCAGAUCUCCUUGUAUGAAAACCAGCUGGACAGCUUCGGCCCUGGGGUUUUUGGUCCCAUGGCCCUGCAGGAGUUGUGGCUGUAUGACAACAAGCUGAGCCGAGUAGAGGAUGACACCUUUAGAAAUCUGACGCAGUUGCGACUCCUGGUGCUCAGCCGCAACCGGAUUAGCUAUGUGUCGACCAACGCCUUCCGAGGGUUGGAACAGAUAGGUGAAAUAUCACUGCACACCAACCUGCUCAGGACCUUGCAAGCUGGGACAUUCCAAGGUCUUCCCAGGCUGCUAAACAUUUCCUUGGAGCACAACUUCAUCACUCAACUGCCCGCCGGUUUUCUCCAAGGCCUGAGCCACUUGGGACAGAUUGACCUGAAAAACAACUCUCUUCCAAACCUGCCACAGGAUAUGCUAGAUGCCAUCUCUGUGGCAGAAGAGAUACUGCUUCAGCAGAACCCCUGGAGGUGUGACAAGGACAUUCUGCCUCUGAGGAACUGGCUGAGAAAGCACCCAUCCAAGAGCAACCAAACCCAAGUGGUGUGCGACACUCCCCUCGGUCUGAGUGGGGAGGUAAUUGCCACGCUGACAGAGGAGGACUUGAUGCUGCAGAGUUCCACGCAGCAGACACUACUGACCUCAACAGAGUGGACGAGCAACCCGCCUGCUGGCAAGACGACGCCUCCCACAGAGUCUGAAGCGGUCACAAGCAGCGGACAGGGGGAAGAGGGACAAGUCUCCGACCAUACUACCAUCAUCCUCAUUGUCGUCGCAGUUGUCGCCACGCUCGUCAUCAGCGCCACCAUCGUCAGGUGUCUAUACUGGAGAAGGAACAAAACAGGAAGGGGAAAUAUAGGACACAGGAGCAGGAGCUCUGUGCUGUAGACGAGUGUCCAAUCUAAUAGCCUACAAGUCUAAGUGCCCGAUGUUCUUUUUGCAUUUUAAGUGACCCACUUCCAACGUCUCUGUGUUUGCUGAGCACCUGACACAACCCGCACGCACACGCAACGUACUCGUGUCAACAUCGGGGGCAGCAUCAACAUGGGAUAAAGAGUGUAUUCACCCCCAUAUAAGAUGACCCCGCUUUUUCAAGACCUGUUUCUGGAAAAAUAUUUUCAAGACAAAAAAAAAGAUCAAAUGUGUACAGCAAUCCCUCAUUUAUCACGGUUAAUUGGUUCCAUAUAGGACUGUGAUAAGGGAAUUUCCGCAAAGUAGGAUUCUUUAUUUAUAAAUGGAAUUGUUUUGGUAGUUAGUGCAUAGAAAACCAGUUUACCGUAUCUUGCUUGCUGCUGUAACAAGUGAAUUUCCCCGCUGUGGGAUAAAUAAAGUACAAAUACAAAUACAAUACAAAUACCACCUUCUAAAUAUGCUUUUAACAUGAUUAGAGCCCUCUAGACAUGACAUAACACCCCUACAGUGACCUUUACACUCCUAUUACCCAAUACAGUAAACAUCAUAAGAGUAAAUAAGCCAUUGAAGACAUAAGUAAGACUUGUGCUCAUGUGUGGUACUAGAAAUGUGUUCCCUAAGGCAGUGGUCCCCAACCUUUUUGGACCCUUGGACCAAAAAAUCUCUGGUGGACCCAAUUCUUUUUAAGUGUACAAUAUAUAUUUUGUUACCAUUGUGCCUGAAAGCUCCUGCGGCCUAGUUCGGCCCCGCCCAAGGACCAGUGGUUGCGGACAACUGCCCAAGGGGACCGGAAAGAGAGGUGGACAGGAAGUGAUGUUGAGGGUUCAGAGUUGAGUUUCAGCUUUGCCUGUGUUUUUUUUUUACAGAUCUUUAUUCGGGAUUAUUGUGCCUGUUGUGAAACCAUUCAAAGCUGCAAUAAAAGACUGUUGUCAUCAAGUGACAUCAAGUGUGGUGCUUGUGUGUCUCACCCAACAUUACAGUAACACUACUGACACCUAGUGGCCAGUGUGGACUACUACAUAUCAUUAACGUCUGAAUGCAUCUUCUGAAUGUCUUAUAUUUAUAUUUUAGU